Aricia agestis (brown argus) is the source of this 1357-nucleotide messenger RNA. RefSeq lists its product as uncharacterized. Lineage: Eukaryota; Metazoa; Arthropoda; Insecta; Lepidoptera; Lycaenidae. Bases 56 to 1225 code for a protein of 389 amino acids. The record is from RefSeq and is a predicted model, not a curated record. The transcript has 5 exons.
UGAAGUUUUUAUCUUAUAGUAUUUUAAGCAAAUAUUAUAUUUCAUGUAAAGUAAAAUGAGUGGAAAUACUGAAGCGACGUCAUCAAAAAACAAUGAUUCAAAUGGAGAUUUAAGUUGUGAAAAACCUCAGAAAAAUUGGGUUAAAUUUGAUGAUGAAACUCCACAAACAAACAAUGAUAAAUCAGAAACAAACGCGGCAUUUGAAAAUGACACUGGGCGCGCUGAAUCUUCUAGAAUAGAAAUACCAGCUGUUUUAACAACGGAAACCAUUCAAGUUAAUAUAGACCGCGAAAAACCCGAAUCGAUUCCACAUAAUAUAAAAAAUGUUGAAUAUGUUAAUAAUCGCCAUGGAUUCUCAAAUGGUGAUAUAAUCGUAACUUUAUUGCCUGUAAAUACAAAAUGGCCUUGGAUAACUGCCGCUAGUUUUAAACCGGAGCUUGUACCAGAAGAGCUAAUGGCUCAAGGCUUGACUUUGACUGUUGAGGAGUAUGUUCAUGCAAUGGAAUUACUUGUAAAUGAUGCCCGAUUUACUUUGUACAAUAUAUGCUAUAAAAGGGUUUUAAUUUGUUGGAUUACUAUAGCAUUCCUUGUCCUUCUAACUCUACUUUUUUCUGGUCUAACUGGAUUGACAUUGUUUUCUCUUGGAGUUGUGUGGCUGGUUUUGAACGCUUUGGCAAUAUUUUUGUGUAUGUGGAUAAAACUGCGAUUGUCUAAGGGACUGGAGCAAUGUUUAGCGACUGUGAACAAACUUUUGAAUAAGCACAAGUUGCUACUGGCUCUGGACGACAGAGGAAAAAUAUCUUGUCACAAAGUUAAUCUUUGCUUCAUUUACUUCGAUUCCGGACCAUGUGUCACUCAUUUGCAACAGUUUAUUGAAAGUGAAGAGGGUCGUACCAUUAUGGAAGGCUGGGAGCAGAGACUCGAUGUGUCCGCUAAUGACAUUGUUAUCCAAGGAAGCCAAUCAACGAGACUUUCAAGAAAACAGGAUAUGGCAGAGCAAGUAUAUCUACGUUACCUUCAACGUUGGGGCAAAGACUACCUCCGUCGUCGGCUCGAUUGGACCUUAGACGAGGAGGGCGGCAACCCCGCGGCGCCGCGUCACCUCGCUCAGUCCCUAUGCCCUUGUCAGUAUGUCGAGGAGAUCUUACGGAACAAAGAACCGAAAGAUACCCGCGCCUGUUGUCCGCUGUGUAACGACUGGCUCAGGCGACGCGGUCUAGAUUGACCUAACCGCAUUCUGGAACGAGGUGCGCUUCUGUAUCUUCGAUAUAUCGGGCGGUGGGGCACGUAUGUCGUUAAGAAGAGGUUAAAUCUGGACCGCAUCACCCCAGGCCGACACGGAGACAAGUACGUGUGC